UACCACAGAGCCACUGAGCUUCGAUUCCAAGUUCUGCUUCCCCAACCCCGUAUAGUGCACUCCCACCUUCUCUCUCUCCCUCAAUGUUUCGCAGAUUCCUCGCCACCUCUCUCUCUCGCUCCUCCCCUCCUCCCCUCCUCCACCUCCGCCCCAAAAUCCUCCAAACCCCCAACUCCCUCCUCCGGCCCUACCCAAAACCCAACCCCUCACUUCCCCCCAACACCCGAUCCUUAUCCUCCCAUAUGGGCGACGCCCGCCGACCCGAUUCGGUUCCCAUUCCCCACAUCGAAAAAGCCGACCGCUCCGAGCUCGUCCGCGCUCUGGAGGCCUCUCUGGGCUCGGCAUUCAGCUCCGAGCCGCUCUGGCCCAGCCCCAGCCCCCUAAUCAUCGUCAUCAGCGGCCCCAGCGGCGUCGGGAAGGACGCCGUCAUAAAAAAGCUCAAGGAUUCCAACGAGAACUUGCAUUUCGUGGUGACGGCGACGACCCGCCCAACGCGGCUCGGCGAAGUUCACGGCAAAGAUUACUACUUUGUGAGCAAAGAGGAGUUUUUGACAAUGGUGGAAAGGAACGAGCUUCUGGAGUACGCGUUGGUGUACGGGGACUACAAGGGGAUCCCCAAACAGCAGAUUAGGGAGGAAUUGGGGAAAGGGUACGACAUCGUUUUGAGGGUCGACAUCCAGGGUGCUCAGACACUGAGGAAGAUUCUUGGGAAUUCGGCCGUUUUCAUAUUUUUGAUGGCAGAGAGUGAGGCCAAGCUUGUGGAGAGGCUGAUUGAUCGAAAAACCGAGACAAGGGAGUCGCUUCUUGUGAGGGUUGCCAUGGCUAGGGAGGAGGUGAAGCAUGUUAAGAAUUUCGAUUAUGUUGUGGUGAAUGCGGAGGGGAGGUUGGACAAUGCGGUUAAGUUGGUGGAGUCCAUUAUCGACGCGGAGAAAGCUAAGGUGCAGCAGAAGAGGUCUGUGAUAUAGCUGUGGAGGUAAAUGUGGUAGCGGGUCCAAUUUGUGUUUUUCAAGUUUAAUUUUAGUUUUAAAUUGUUCAAUUUGAAUGGAUUAGUUUCGCGUGUGGAAGAAUGCACGCAAUGAUCCGAGUUCUAAUGGUUUUGUAGGAAGUUGUUUAGUUUGUGACAAUUGGAAUGUGAAGUUUAGAACUUAGGAAAAUCGACUGCUUUAAGUAGUUGCAGUUCACAGAAUCACAUUGUGUUACAUCAUUUUUUGCAGUCAUCGUGUCUUUUAAAUGCGAUAUAUUAAAACAAUUUGCUCAAGAAAUCGGAACCAAGCUAUUAUCUUUAUCGAAGUUCUCUUUAUUAAGCAUGCAUCCGCACAAGUGAUCCUUAAUCGUACAAUGUUAGAUAUGGUCGGACUUGAUGCACUAAGUAAUGAAAGAACAAAAUAUUCAGGUUCGUUGAAGAUGUUUAUGGCACGAACUUUUAGUAAAAUGAGUUCGUUACGAGAUAAGCAUUAAGAAGUGACAUUCUUUUUCUUGCUAUACAACUCUUUGAUAACUAAUGUGCUCCAUACUGAACCAAAAUGCUUCACUUCACACUGGCUUUGCUGGUUUAAGAUACAUUUGUAACAACUGACUCAUCUGUUAGCCAACGUUUACAGAAGUCCUGGUUUUGUAUAUUAGCCGGACAUUUAAACAGGUGAAUUGGAGAAAUCAACCUAUAUUAGCUUGGCAUGUUUAGAGUGAAAUCUGGUAUCGAUCUCCUUGCUAUCAGAUAUCAUUUAUGGCCAUCAAAAGGUCAAACCAUGUGUGCUCAACCUGCCUCUUCCCCAUGUUUUGCCCAACUGGUUCAAAGAGUUUAUCUGGUUUUGUUUGUCAAUUUUGUGUUUUGCAAUAUAUAGACGGCUAUGUUUCAUGAUGAUGUUAAAGUGGUUAAGUUCAUAAUUCAACCCUACCCCGUUGUCAUCUCUUUGUUUGUCUUAAAUUUUAUUGAUUUAAGCGCUGACGUUUGCUAACAUUGACUUCCUCUAGCCAUCCUGUAGCUUAACAAGCUUCCAGGUACAAUUAAGUUUUUUCUACUUUUAGCUGGAAUUUGGCUAAGAGAGGGACCUGAAGUGCCUAGUACUGCUUGUUUUUGCUGCAUUCUGCUUGUUGUGAAAAGGCCUGAGAACGUUGUCAUAUCAGUUGGUACAUUAAAAGCCCCUCGGGAAGAUUGGUCAUGACCUAGCUCCCUAGCACAGCCAAAUUAGGUAGCAGAAUUUGAUCAAGUUGUCUAAAGUAUGUCUUCUUCCCUAGCACAGCCAAAUUAUCUUACUCAAGCAUCUGCCCUCCUAAACCUACUACCACCAACAUUUGAACACACCUAAUCCACAGGGACUCAUUCAACGCCCAGCACUUUAAACUUGAAAUCUACCCAAAACAGCAGACUCAUUCAAUACCCAAUUCUUAAAUGUUGCUUCCAAUAGUCAUUCCACUAUUACGGAAAGAUUACCUAAAACUUAGAUGCAACUGUGACGGUAUCCCGAAACAAUUAAAUACUUGAUUGGUUUGGAUUACAACUAAAGUGGCGUCCCAGUUGCAGGUAAGCUCUUCUCGGUAUUUUGUUUUCUCAUUGAUCAUACAACAUUCUUUUUUUCCUUCUCUCUGCUAUGAGUUAUUUUCUAUUAAAUGUGCUAAAUUGUUUCAGGCUUGCAGGAUUGAUUGCAGGUUUACAUUGUUUAAGGACCAAGCAGAAACAAGAAUGUUCUGAUGUAGAUAAAAAAA
Molecule: messenger RNA, 2703 nt
Organism: Malus domestica (apple)
Lineage: Eukaryota; Viridiplantae; Streptophyta; Magnoliopsida; Rosales; Rosaceae
Product: guanylate kinase 2, chloroplastic/mitochondrial-like
Biological process (GO): purine nucleotide metabolic process
Cellular component (GO): cytosol
Molecular function (GO): GMP kinase activity
Source: RefSeq, a predicted model, not a curated record